Messenger RNA from Annulohypoxylon maeteangense, 1379 nucleotides. RefSeq lists its product as uncharacterized. The transcript is spliced from 2 exons. The record is from RefSeq and is a predicted model, not a curated record. NCBI's taxonomy places the organism in Eukaryota, Fungi, Ascomycota, Sordariomycetes, Xylariales, Hypoxylaceae. Bases 82 to 1353 code for a protein of 423 amino acids.
GAUCUCAAGUUGAGCUUUCACCUUGCCUUUAAUUAUUUAUUCAGUUCUGUUUUUUCCCCAGCCUUUCUUUUAGUUGCCAAGAUGGCAGACUCUCAGCUAAACAGUUAUAAUCCAUCAUGUGUCGUCAACCAGUGUUUGCAACAAGUUGUUGGUUCUAUUGACGGAAACCCACUCGCUCAGUAUUCAGCUUGUACAACUACGUUUGGAGCACCUGUCGUUUCAACUGUGACUCCAUCCGUGGAAGUUGUCUUCUCUACUCUUGUCGAUACAGUUUCAUACACAGAUAUCGUGGUCUCUAUAAGCACGACGUUUUCGAUCUAUGAGGCGAUCACCACUCUAUAUACAGAUGUCCCUGACACGAUAACGGAGACAACAAGAACAACUACUACCACUACUGGUACUGUCACUGCUGCAGCAGUCACUCCAGCAAAGCACAAGAAGCGCGGUGGUUGUAAACCAAGGACGACAUUGUCAUCUUCGCCUUACCUUCAACCUUCAUCCACCUACUCUUUUGCUCCGGAGAGCUCAUCUUCAGUCCCCAGUAACAUUUCGGCCACUUAUUCGAUAUAUCCAUCUAUAUCCACCAGCUCGUCUACAGUGCCAACAACUUCGUCCUCAUCAGUUCCAGCUAUUCCUAUUGCAUCUUACUGCUCUGAUUUAGCAGAAUACUCAUCCGCCUGCGCUUGUAUCGACGCUGUUAGCGCGACUUCGAUCGUAACUGCGCCAACGCCGAUCUCCACUUCCACGAUCCUUAGUACUGUGAGCGUUAGUGUUCCGUCAGUAUCUGUUUCAGUCGUCACCAUUACGGUGACUAGCGAUUCCACCACAGUCGAAACAUCAACCUUGACAGCCACCCAGACGACUACCGAUGUGCUUACCGAGACCGUCACCUCAACCUACACACCGACACAAUCACCACAUCUUAAGAUCACUAGUAGCACCACUACAGCGAGGAUAGGGCGAUAUCUUACUCUAGAAGAGAUCAACGGCUACAAAUAUUUGAGGUACGACUAUGCGAACACAGGCGUAUCUAUUGCUGGAAACUUUUCUGUCUCCGACGCUGGGGUAUGGUCUCUGCGUGACCAGCCGCAAUUGACAGCGUACAUCUUCACGACAUCAAGCACCAUCAGUACCGUAAAUUUCAUAUCAUCUACGACGGCGGCUAGUCUUGGCGACACGGCUCUUACCUGCUCCGUGGGCAACGCCGGUGCCUUUACUUGCAUAUCAUCGACCAGCGUUGUUUUUGACACCUUCGUAACGUGCGGUGCUUAUGUUUACAUUCUUCCUGCAGCGAGGUAUAGCACGUACGUAAGUUCUGGCUGCAUUAAAAUUGGAUUGUCGCUUUCUACAUAAUCAGGAAACGACGUCAAAUUUCGCCA